UAUUGUAUCUUCUUGGCAGGAGCAGUGGAUUUCAAGUAGCAUCCAAUCAUCGGCCAUGUACAAAAGGAACUGCCACAUUAGAGAACUGACCUUGAUGGAACUCAGUACAAUCUCUUACUGUUAGACAGUGAAGGAAUAGAUGCCUAUGAUCAAACACAAUAUGAAUGGCUUAUUGGAUCACAAUAUGCUACAUCUGAUUGGGUUGCAAUAAGAAAACCUCCACCUUGUGCCAUUGAUUCUUGGGGCUUAGAUGCUGAAGCGUGAAAGAAAGGGUUCUUCCUACUCAAUGUUUUGAUUUAUAGGACCAAACAUCAAGCAUGCCUCGACGAGGAUCCAUAUUAGAUUCUAGGAGUGACAGGUCCACUUCUAGGAGUGACAGGUCCACUUCAUCCAAGUCAUUUCAAACUACAUCAAGGCAUAAUAACAAAGGAUCCACAUUUCAUCAACCUGUGUAUCAGAACGCAAAUGAGUAUUAUAUACCUACUUUGGGGAGUACACAUCCUCCUCAACAUGAUUAUGGGAGGGUUGAUUCAUAUCAAUAUUGUGAGGGCUUUCGUUUUCAAGAUUUGCUUCAAACUCAAGGAGGUUUCUCUCGAGAUAAUCAACUUGUUUAUGGAGGACAUAAUUUAUAUGGGAGUUAUGGGAGAGUUGAAGGUAAUGAUGAUGAUGUGAACAUUAGAAAUGAAGAUGAGGGAGACGGUAGUAAUGAGAGAGGUGUAUGUGAUGAGGAUCACGAUGGUGUUCCAUCAUAUCACGGUUCAACAUCUUCUCCAUACAAUUAUGAUCAAAGUGUUAAAAGGAAGGGUUUUGACACGUCAAUAGAUCCAAUAACAAGAAAAAAGGAGCUUUGUUUGUAUGGAACAACCGAGUUCAAUAAUGCAUCGUGUGGUCGUGCAAUCGGAGAUAUUUUGAGGUCCAAUUUUAAGGGAGCAUGGCACUCUUGGGAAAAAGUAGAUUCAAUGUGCAGGGAUGAACUCUUUAAAGAGUUUAAGAAAAAAUAUUCCUUUCCUGAGGAAGAUGAGUCGAUUGUUCGUAAUAUUUGGGAAGAUAAGGCUAGGAUAGCUUUGAAUCAACAAUUGACCCGAGCUCGCAAGAAAGCCAUGUCAAAAGAAAACACUACAAAUAUUAUAGAUUGUCUUGAUAAAGGUCCUGCCUGGAUAAACAAUGAUGACUGGAAUCAAAUGAUCAAAGAUGUUUGGUCCACCCCUGAAUUUCAAAGGAGAUCUGAAUCUGCUAGGAGGAAUCGAUUAACCAAAACAGAUGGCAAAAUAAGCACUCAUUCUGGAGGAACAGUGUCAUUUGCAUCAUAUCGAGCUAACAUGCAAGAGGAAGCUGGUGGAAAAGAACCUCCAUGGGAUGAUGUCUUUACAGCUUUGCAUCAAAGUACUAAGCAAUCUGGUAGCUUUAUCGACAACAAGUCUAAAAAAGUGGUUGAAAAUUAUAAAAUGGAGAUGAUUUCAAAGUAUGGAACUGAUCGGGAAAAUCAUCCUUCAUUUGAUGGAGCAGCUUGGUGUGUGGCUUCAGGAGGAGUUACAAAGGGUAGGGUAUAUGGUGCACCUCGUAUGCCAAAAUCAAAAGUUAGUACAAGCUCUUCAUCACAUUCCUACUCGGUGGAGUCAUCAUAUCCCAGUUCAUCGUAUCGAGCAUUGCAAAAGGAGAUAAAGGAUAAAGAAGAGGAGAUAAAGAAAAAAGAUGAUUUUAUUCUUGAAAUGAAACGGCAGAUGGAUUCCAUGAAAGAAUAUCUUGUGAACAAUCUUGGAUACCAUGGUGGGACAUCAAAUAUUGAUCAAGGUAUGCCACCACCUUUGACUCCAUCAAUACCGCCACCUAUGGCUCCUCAGAUAAUGACACCUAUGGGUCCUGCAUUUCAACAAAUUUUUAGACCUACACCUCGACCUUUAUAUCCUGCUCAAUCUUCUGUUGAUCCACAAUAUCAUGGUUCGUCUUCGCAACCAGCACCAUGAUUGUAUUUUUUGUUGUUUUUUUUUAUUGUAUUUGAACUUAAUUGUAUUAAUGCAAGUUUAACUAAAUUUUUAUAAUAUGAAUAUUAUUUU
Populus nigra (black poplar) is the source of this 2054-nucleotide messenger RNA. RefSeq lists its product as uncharacterized. The record is from RefSeq and is a predicted model, not a curated record. The transcript has 8 exons. The coding region runs from base 318 to 1964 and encodes 548 amino acids. Lineage: Eukaryota; Viridiplantae; Streptophyta; Magnoliopsida; Malpighiales; Salicaceae.